This is a messenger RNA of Acanthopagrus latus (yellowfin seabream), 1183 nucleotides long. It is a transcript of the gene smim7, whose product is annotated as small integral membrane protein 7. The transcript is spliced from 5 exons. Lineage: Eukaryota; Metazoa; Chordata; Actinopteri; Spariformes; Sparidae. The coding region runs from base 336 to 563 and encodes 75 amino acids. The record is from RefSeq and is a predicted model, not a curated record.
CACGUUGCUCAGGCAUGGGUAUGCACCUCCAGAAUUCCCUUAAUUUGGUCUUCCAGGCAAAAUUUCUCGGUUGAUGUACAGCUCCUCUGUCAUUCACCCCAACCACCACCUAACCGUAUGACCGUGAACAGUUACCAUCUAUUGCUGCUAUUAUUUGAAUCCAAUGUAUCGAUUUGAUUGGAGGACAAAGUCGGAGGCACAGAGCUCGACAGGAAGAACCUGAUAGACCAACAUUAUGGAAUUAAACCCACGGAUAAGCCGUCAGGAACACUAUUGGUCACUGUGAGUGCGUGACGAACACGGAAGUGAGGCGUCUGUGAUGUGAUGUGAACAAAAUGAUCGGAGAUCUGUUGAUAUUCGGGACCUUACUGGUGAAUGCAGGGGCUGUGCUGAAUUUCAAGCUCAAAAGGAAGGAGUCCCACGGGUUUGGAGAUGAGUCCAGUGCACCAACAACAGGUGACAACAUCAGAGAGUUCCUGCUCAGCCUGCGGUACUUCAGGAUCUUCAUCGCUCUGUGGAACAUCUUCAUCAUGUUCUGUAUGAUCGUAUUGUUUGGAUCAUGAUCAAUGUUCGUGGGCCGACUGGACCUCCACCACCAGGAUGUCAGCUGUUCAAGAAGGAUGAUACAAACUUCUUCUUAAUAAGACUUUGCCAUUCUUUUGGCCUUUUUAACUGUAAUUAUGCUCCAUUUUCCUUAAGACACCACACCGUAAAUCUCCUUCUGGCUGUACAGGAAUUUAUGAAUCGCUGUAUUUAUUUUGUCUUACUGAAGUUGUUACAUUUUGCCCCUUUUUCGCUAAGCUGAAACUGUACCAACACCACUGUCUUUGUUGGAAAUUUGUUGUCUUGUUCCCUUCGUAAUGACGGACAGCCCUCACUAAUGGGAGAGAAAAUGAUCUUUCUGUGACAUGUCACCUGUGUGUCACCAUUUAAGGGUCCUAUUUGGCCCUCAAACUUCACAUAUCGCCCUUCUUAAACAUCCUUUUAUUUUCUUAAGCAGCAAUCAGAAUUCAGCUGUAUUCAACGAACAAAUCAAUUAAUGAACUCCACGUCUCUCCUGUUAAAAGAAUAUUUUAAUGAAACCUCUUCAUUUUCCUUUGGGCCACAUGUGCUGUAUGUAAAUGUAUAUGCACUAAAAUGUAAAUGUGUCCAUAAUCUUAACAAUAAAAAUGCAGUUUUCUUA